AUGUGCUUGUCAAUUGCUGCGAAGAGCAGCACCCUGAGUGCAACAACCCCCCAUCCUCACCCUGCCUUGUUUGCCCACACACCCAAGCCCCAAUCGCCGCUCACACCACAUUCCGUUGGCGUUUGCACACACCCCCAAGUCCCAAUUGCCUCUUGCCCCAAAUUCCGCUCUUCCGUUUAUCAACCUCGCGAUGGUCUUCCAACACUAUGCUCCGCCAACAAAAGUGGUGGCCAUCCGCAUGCUCAACCAAGAAUACCACAAAGAUGA
Puccinia triticina is the source of this 267-nucleotide messenger RNA. RefSeq lists its product as uncharacterized. NCBI's taxonomy places the organism in Eukaryota, Fungi, Basidiomycota, Pucciniomycetes, Pucciniales, Pucciniaceae. Bases 1 to 267 code for a protein of 88 amino acids. The transcript has 2 exons. The record is from RefSeq and is a predicted model, not a curated record.